AUGUCCACGUAUGAGAACCCCCCUGCCCCUCAUCUCACUUACACCCCUACUCACACAACACCACUCAGUCUGGCAGCGGACAUGUCGUUCGAUUUCAUCUUCCCCUCGUGUGAGCCAUCAACACCGCCAAGCUUCUCCUUCGACUCGUCCCUCCUCGACCUACCCUACCACCACAACCCGGGCCACAACCGUUCGCGCUCCAAUGGCUCCGUCUACUCCUUCGUCUCCGCUGCCGAGUCCACCCCGGACUCGGUGAGCACCCGCAUGACGACGCCCUCCCGCGCCUCGCCUCCGAUCCGCCAACACGGCCCUCUCCUGCUCCCCAAGAUCCGCUCCCAGGACCAAGCCAUUGAAUCGCCCACCAAGCGCAUCAAGACUUCGCCAAAGACCCGCGCCCCGACUCCCCGACGGGCGACGCCCUCCGCCCCCGCCACCAACGCCGUCUUCCGCCCGGCUCACUCUCGCAGCUUCACCAACCCGGAGACCAUUGCCUGGAACAUGCCAUCCUCGUUCUGCAGCCAGCCCGAGGAGCAGUCCACCUCCUCCCUGCUCUGCUCGCCUGUCAUCUUCGCCGAUGAUAUGCAGUCUCGCCGCGCAUCCACCUGCAGUUUCGACGGCUCUGCUCUCGAGAAGUUUGGCUUCCCGACCUACCGUCAGAUGCCCUCAUACGUUCCCUCCGCUGCACCCCAGCCCACCACAGAGGCCUACAUGUUCCCUUCUUACACCCCGCGUGCGCCCUCUCCCCUCAGCCUGUCUGCCACGGCCACCCCAGACCCGACGCCCAGCACUACGCUCCUGACCUACCUUACCGAGUCCAACCCGGCUCCCUCGCUGGUGCGCACAAUCUCCUUCCCGCUGCGGGACCCCAACACCAAGCACUUCUGGUGGGACGUUCGUCAAAUUCGCCCCUGGACCACCUUCAACGCCUCCUCCGUCCUCUCCCUCCCUGGCGCCGCUGCCCUCCUCAACUGCCCCGUCCCGGCGCCUCUCCUCCCCACCCCGGCCCAGACCGCCCGCCACCCGGAGACCGAGGCCGCCCUGCACAGCAUCUACGCCUCGCACUACCUGCCCAAGCUCAACGCCGCCCUCGCCAUCUCCUCCAACCGGCCCAUGCAGCUCUCGGUCCCCGCCGCCUCCUCCGCCGGCGCCAAGAACCCCGACCUCCUCUUCACCGCCUCCCCCGCCGGCGAGCCCGCCUCGGCCGCCCAGAUCUUUGGCGGCAAGCCCACCGCCCGCGUCGUCGGCCUCGUGCGCUCCUUUGACCGCUUCAACACGGGCAUGCGCGUCGAGGGCAACAUCAAGCGUGUCGAGUACCUCCGCGGCCUCGCCGCCCUGCACCACGCCAUGCGCGAGCACUCGUGCCGCUACGGCUUCAUCCUCACCGAGAUCGAGCUCGUCGUCGUCCGCAACGGGCCCGAGGCCGUCCCCAACUUUGGCUUCCUCGAGGUCACCUCCGUGCCGCUCGGCGCCGUGGCCGACGACGCAGACUGCGAGGUCGGCGAGAUCCCGCUGACGGCUUGCCUCGCCCUCUGGGGCCUCUGUAUGAUGGCCGGCGACGACGCACCGCAGGGGUCCCGCGUCGCGCACUGGAAGGCCGAGAUCGGCGCGCCGGCCGAGGGGACGAGGCGCAAGGCCCUUCCGAGGGACGACUGGAUGCCCAAGCCGCAGCUGGCCGAGAAGCGGGAGGCUAAGCGGGCGAGGGGGUGGAUCAUGCCCGAGGACCCCGUUGGCAGGAAGGAGCUGGGCAAGAGGGGUGUGCGCUACGGCGCUUGCUAG
Messenger RNA from Colletotrichum spaethianum, 1776 nucleotides. RefSeq lists its product as uncharacterized. Bases 1 to 1776 code for a protein of 591 amino acids. NCBI's taxonomy places the organism in Eukaryota, Fungi, Ascomycota, Sordariomycetes, Glomerellales, Glomerellaceae. The transcript has a single exon. The record is from RefSeq and is a predicted model, not a curated record.